UACCAAGCCUGUUGAAAUUGUAAUUAGUAUGUCAAAGUCUUCGCAAACAACAAAUAUAGUAGCCUUCAUCUCAUUAAUGAGAAAUUGAAAGAAGAAAAAGAAACAAAAAAAAAAAAAAAACACCAGGCAGUAUGUGACCUUCCAUGAAAUCUCUGAAAAUCUAGUGUGAAGCUGCAAGUAUAAAAUGGAGUUUAACCCAUAAUUUUGCAAAUCACACCGCCAACCAAAAAUGGGGAGAAAAGAAAAUUUAUCUUUGGAGAAGUCACUCUCCCUCCUCGUCCUCAUUGUUUUGCUGAAUAGCAGGGUUAAUGUUGUUUCCGACUCUGUUGAUGAAACCAAUGCUCUUCUCAAAUGGAAAGUCAGCCUUCCUACCCAAACACAGUCUAAGCUAGCAUCAUGGUCUCUCCUUCCUAAUAAUGCCACCGUCUCCCAACCAUGCACUUGGCUUGGAAUUUCUUGUGCAGAUGGAAGUGUCAACAGAGUCAAUCUUUCAAUUUCAGGUAUUGAAGGCACACUAGAUCAAUUUUCAUUCACAUCCUUCCCUAAUCUUGCAUACGUUGAUCUAAGCAUCAAUGGCCUCAAUGGUUCCAUUCCACCUCAAAUCAGUCAGCUUACAAAACUCAUAUAUCUUGACUUGUCGACUAAUCAAUUUUCUGGGAAUAUCCCACCUCAGAUAGGCUUGUUAACUCAUCUUGAGGUCUUGCAUCUAGUUGAAAAUCAGUUGAAUGGUUCCAUUCCGGAAGAGAUGGGCAAUUUAAAGUCCCUUAACGAGCUUGCCCUGUAUAGUAACCAUCUAGAUGGACCAAUUCCAACUUCUUUGGGAAAUUUAAGCAAUCUAGUUAGCUUGUAUCUCUAUAACAACUCAAUAUCAGGUUCUAUUCCUCCACAAAUAGGGAACCUCUCCAAUUUGGUUGUGCUCUUCAUGGAUACCAAUCACCUAACAGGUACUAUCCCUUCAACUUUGGGAAACUUGAAGAACCUAAUUGUGUUGUAUGUGUUUCACAACCAACUUUCUGGAUUCAUUCCCCCAGAGAUAGGAAAUUUGAUCUCCCUUCAAGAGCUAAGUUUCCAUUCAAACAAUCUUUCUGGUCUAAUUCCAACUUCUCUAGGUGGUCCUACAAAUCUCACCCUUCUUCAUCUUUAUAAUAAUAACCUAUUUGGGCCUAUUCCUGAGGAGAUAGGAAAUCUAAAAUCACUGUAUGAUCUAGAGUUGAGCCAAAAUCAACUCAAUGGUUCUGUUCCAGCUUCACUUGGCAAUUUGAACGACUUGGAAUUUCUUUUUCUCCGUGACAACAAACUUUCUGGAUCCAUUCCCCAAGAAAUAGCAAGUCUCAGAAAGCUGACAGUGCUGCAACUGGAUACUAACCAGUUCACUGGUUACCUGCCUGCAAAGAUUUGUCAAAGUGGAAUGCUACAAAACUUCACUGCAGACGACAACAAUUUCACAGGUCCUAUUCCCAAAAGCUUGAGAAACUGCACAAGUUUGGUCCGAUUGCGCUUGGGAAGAAAUCUUCUUGUCGGAAAUAUAUCAGAGGACUUUGGAGUCUACCCAAAACUAGAUUAUAUUGAUCUGAGUGGAAAUAAGCUCCAUGGUGAGAUUUCAUCCAAUUGGGGAAGAUGUCCACAAUUACAAACCCUAAUAAUAUCUGGGAACAAUAUUACUGGGAGAAUACCAUCUAGUAUUGGAAACUUCAGUCGGCUACAUGUACUUGAUUUCUCUUCCAAUGGUAUAGUUGGCGAGAUUCCAAAGGAAAUAGGAAGGUUGACUUCUUUGCUGAGAGUGAAUUUGAAUGGAAAUCUACUCUUUGGUGGCAUACCUCAAGAAUUUGGAUCCUUGUCUAAUCUUGAGCAUCUGGACCUGUCAGCAAAUAGAUUGAGCAAUUCAAUCCCAAACAAUUUUCAGGAGCUCGUGAAACUAAACUACUUAAAUUUGAGUAAUAAUAAGUUUGACCAGGAAAUUCCAAUGCAAUUAGUGAAGUUAGUUCACCUUUCCCAACUAGACCUAAGUAAUAACUUUCUUGUUGGUCACAUACCGUCGAGCGUAGACUCUUUGGAAAGCUUGGAGAAUAUGAAUCUCUCCCACAACAAUCUCUCAGGCAGCAUUCCAGACAGCUUCAAGAAUAUGCCUGGCUUGCUGUACAUUGACAUAUCGUACAAUGAGUUGGAAGGUCCUAUACCGGAGAGCAAAACCUUUCAAGAUGCUGGCUUUGAAGCAUUGCAGGGGAACAAAGGUUUGUGUGGUGAUGUCCAAGGACUGCAACCAUGCAAACCUUCUGUGCAGCAAAAAGACAAUACAAAGAAGAGCCACAAAAUCCUGUUUUUAGCCAUUUCCCUCCCUCUUGCAGGACUACUUUUACUUCUAUUUGCUCUCUGCGUGAUUUUCUUCACCAAAAGAAAAGGAAAGGAAGAUCUCCAAGCUGAAGAAAUCAUCCUGCCUGAUAAAAGUUUCUUUUCCACAUCAACUUAUGAUGAAAAGAUUAUGUAUGAAGAAAUCAUCACAGCAACCAAGGAUUUUGAUGCCUCAUAUUGCAUUGGAAAGGGUGAAUUUGGAAGUGUCUACAAAGCGAAGUUGCCAUCAACGGGCGUUGUAGCCGUAAAGAAACUACAUUCUUUGUCUGAUAGCCAAUAUAUAUCCCAAAAGGAGUUCCUGAACGAGAUACAAGCGUUACUGGAGAUAAGACAUCAAAACAUUAUGAAGCUUCAUGGGUUCUGCUCAAGUGUUCGAUACUCAUUUUUGGUCUAUGAGUACCUUGAAAGGGGCGACUUGGCCUCAAUCCUGAGUAAAGAAGCAACAGCCAAAGAAUUAGAUUGGAAUACGAGAGUGGACAUUGUUAAAUGUGUUGCCCACGCCCUCUCUUACAUGCACCACGAUUGCUUUCCUCCAAUUGUCCAUCGAGACAUUUCAAGCAGCAAUAUUUUGUUGGAUUCCAACUAUGUGGCUCAUAUAUCAAACUUUGGCAUCGCAAAGCUUCUUAAACCAGACUCAUCCAAUUGGACUGCAUUAGCUGGCACAUGUGGAUAUGUCGCUCCUGAGCUUGCUUACACGAUGAAGGUAACCGAGAAAUGUGAUGUGUAUAGCUUUGGUGUAAUAGCAUUGGAAGUGAUCAAAGGAGAGCAUCCUGGGGACAUCAUCCCCUCUCUACCAUCUCCCUGGGCUACGGAUAACACAUUAUCAGAAGAAGUUCUUGACCAACGCCUUGCACCUCCUUCACCUGAUGUCGUGGAUGAAGUUAUCAUGGUCGUGAAAAUAGCAACUCAAUGCUUGAAUGCUAAUGCACAAUCUAGGCCGACAAUGCAUAUGAUUUCCCAGCUAUUUUCAUCCCAAUCAGCAUUUUAGAUUCACAUCGCACUCCUAUACUCGGUAUAACUAGGUAAAAUAAAUGAGUAUUCAGUUCAUCACAAUGCAUCAGGUACGGAUAUUUCUAUGUUAUUAUAGUGACUUAUUAGUUUACACAAUAUUUACCUUAAU
Messenger RNA from Tripterygium wilfordii, 3469 nucleotides. Its product is annotated as MDIS1-interacting receptor like kinase 2-like. Gene Ontology annotation, molecular function: protein kinase activity; protein binding; ATP binding. The record is from RefSeq and is a predicted model, not a curated record. Bases 230 to 3337 code for a protein of 1035 amino acids. The transcript has 2 exons. Lineage: Eukaryota; Viridiplantae; Streptophyta; Magnoliopsida; Celastrales; Celastraceae. Gene Ontology annotation, biological process: protein phosphorylation.